Molecule: messenger RNA, 13654 nt
Organism: Orussus abietinus
Lineage: Eukaryota; Metazoa; Arthropoda; Insecta; Hymenoptera; Orussidae
Product: insulin-like receptor
Exons: 6
Coding region: 232-4452 (1406 amino acids)
Biological process (GO): positive regulation of MAPK cascade; multicellular organism development; glucose homeostasis
Cellular component (GO): axon; insulin receptor complex
Molecular function (GO): insulin receptor substrate binding; insulin receptor activity; ATP binding
Source: RefSeq, a predicted model, not a curated record
CGCGGAGCGGCCGACCGGUCGCGCACUCGUCGACCGCGCUCCGAGGCGGCAGGUCGUCCGGCCCGCGGACGCGUCCUCGGCUCUCCGGGGAGCCAUGGGCCCGAGAGCCCGCGCCAAGGACCGCUGACCGACCGAGUGACCGGCUACCGCGAGGUAAGGUGGACGCGCGGCGUCGACUAGCCGCGAGGGAGAGACCCUCGGGCCGGAGGCGGGACCAGGACGGGACGAGAUAUGAGGACCGCGCGUGCGCAGACGGCCGCGAGGCGCGAAAACGCCGCCGGGACGUGGCCCGUCCUGCUGGCGCUGCACUGUCUACUGGCCGUGGCAUUGUGCCGGCAGGGGCACUCUCGCGACGCUCCCGGGAUGCUACCCGGUAAACUUACCCACGGCAAGUUCGACCCCUACGAGGAGGAGGAGCCGCCAAGGACCGACCUCGACCUCGUAGACCUCGAGAACUACUUCUUGGACGAGGCCGAGCCCUGCGUGUACAGGAGCGAACGCGCCAUCGACGGACAGAGCAGUUCCAUGGAAACGUCGUCGAGGAAGAGCUCGCAGAAGUCGAUCUCGUCCAACUUGCCGAAGCCCAGCGUAAAGUCGAGCGAGGAGGUGCGAGAGAAGGGCCACAAGUUCAAGAACGUGACCAUCGGCGACGGUAUCUGCCAGAGCAUCGACAUAAGGAACAACGUCGAGUACCUGACGAUCCUUAAGGGCUGUCGCGUUAUCGAGGGGUUCCUGCAAAUCGUCCUGAUGGAGAAGAACAUCGAGACCGACUUCGAGAACGCGACCUUCCCCGAGCUACGGGAGAUCACCGGGUAUCUCCUUAUCUACAGGGUUAACGGCCUUAAGAGCCUCAGCACCCUCCUCCCGAACCUGGAGGUCAUCCGCGGGGACGUCCUCCUUACGGACUACGCCUUCAUGGUCUACGAGAUGCAGAAUCUGCACGAGAUCGAUCUGAAGAAGCUGAGGAAGAUCUCGAGAGGAGGGGUGCGCAUCGAGAAGAAUCCGAAUCUCUGUUACACGAACACCCUCGACUGGGACGCCAUCGUCGUCGCCGGGGACAAGUACAUCGAGGAUAACAAGAACAUGCUCACGACUUGUCCUAGUUGCUCGCAGUGUCCCGGAGGACGUUGCUGGUCGGCCCAGUAUUGCCAGGACACGGGGCCGACGAAUUGCCACAGCCAGUGCCUGGGAGAGUGUCGAGGUCCCACUGAUAGCGACUGCUAUGUCUGCAAGCACUAUCGGCACGAAGGCCGAUGCAUGGAACGCUGUCCGACGGAAUUAUUCGCGUACCUGUCGAGGCGGUGCAUCAGUAAGGAGGAGUGCCUCAGAAUGAAUCAUCUAAGAAUACCGCUAAGGUACGACGACGAGCAGAAGUGGCGGCCGUUUAACGGCUCGUGCCUCACUCAGUGCCCGGACGGCUUCGAGGACGAUGUCGACGAAAAUAAUAUGACGAUGUGUCGCGUCUGCGAGGGACGCUGUCGGAAGAUCGGCCAGGGCGCCAUUAUCAGGCACAUCUCGGACGCGCAGACCUUCCGGGGGACGACGGUGAUAAAGGGUGCCCUGGAGUUCCAGAUUCGCAACGGCAAUCCGAACAUCGUCAACGAGCUCACGGACGCCUUCGGCCUGAUCGAGGAGAUCACGGACUACCUGAAGAUCACGCAUUCCUUCCCGAUAACGAGCCUUGGAUUCUUCAAGAAGCUGCGCGUCAUCAAGGGCGAGAAGCUGGACAUGAACAACGCGAGCCUGGUCGUGUUGGACAAUCCUAACCUGUCGGAGCUGUUCCCCGAGUCGCAGCAGAUCGAGAUUCAGAACGGCAGGCUGUUCUUCCACUACAAUCCUAAAUUGUGCCUCUCGAAGAUCGAGCACCUGGGGAGGAUGGUCGGGAUCUCGAACUUCUCCGACCUGGAGGUGCAGCCCGAGUCGAACGGCGAGAAGGUGGCCUGCGACGUCGUUAACAUCAACAUCACCGUCAAGGAGAUGGGCUCGAGCUUCGCCCACCUCGCCUGGGACAGCUACGAGCCCCCGGAGGGUCAGCGUCUCCUCGGUUAUCUGCUCAACUACAUCCCCACGGAGAACAGGAACAUCAGCUUCGAGGCGAACGCCUGCGGCAACAACACCUGGCAGAUCGUCGACGUCGACACUACGACCAGGCCCUCGGUGUCGAAGCUGAUCACCGACCUGGAGCCCUACACGAUGUACGGGGUAUACGUGAAGACCUUCACCGCGAGGAACGAGCGCUCCUUCGCCGCCCCGGUCGGCCAGUCGAAGAUCAUCUUCUUCAGGACGGACAGCGACGUGCCCUCGGUGCCGACCAACGUGGCGUCCUUCCCGGUCAGCGACUCCGAGAUCCUCGUCAAAUGGGAACCUCCGGAGUUCCCGAACGGGCCCAUUGGGUACUACAUGAUAAACGGGUACAUUCGCCCCGAGGACGAGGAGUUCCUCUCGGCGAGGGACUACUGCAAGCACGGUCUCAUCAGCGAGCCGGAGGACGAGGGGGCGCAGGAGGUGACCACGAAGGCAACGACGAUGGAGGCCAGGACGAACAAGUCGGAGCCCGAGUCCUGCUGCUCCAAAGAAUCUGCCCCGAAGACCCCGGCCCCGAAGAAAUUCGAGAUCUUCUGCCACGAGAACGCGACCAUCGGGUACUUGUCCCCCGGCCGGAAGAAUUAUUGCUACUCCGGCGAGCGUGGGUUCCUGAAGGAGUUCCCGGAGAGGAUCCAUAAUGGUACGUACUACUCGUUCGUCUUCAACGCUAGCUCGCGGAAUGGCUCUUACUCCCUGAAGAGGCUGCGCCAUUAUUCCCUCUACACGAUCUCGGUCGCGGCCUGUGGAUACAAACGCAGAAACGGGACCCAGAUGUGCUCCCCGGUCGAGUACACGAGCGUCAGAACCAAGAAGAGGCCCAACGCCGACACCGUGAGGAACCCCAAGGUCCAGGUGUCGAACAACUCCAUCGUCGUCUUCACAUGGGACCCGGCCAACGAGCCGAACGGAUUGACGGUGGCGUACCACGUCGAGUACACCAACCUCGACGUAAAGGACGCCAAGAAGAGCACGGAGUGCCUCUCCGAGACGAGCUUCCGGCAGAAGCGGCACGCUCAUUACAUAAAGAACCUUAGUCCGGGGAAAUACGGCAUCCGCGUUAGAUCCGUGUCUCUGGCCGGCGAGGGUGACUUCUCGAAGAUCAUCUACUUCUCGGUGGGCCUGAAGAGCGACAACGCGAUUCUGAUGGUGAUCGUGCUCGUGCUGACCUUUACGACCCUCGCCGUCGCUACGGUGACGGUCAUCCUGAUCCUACGCAGACGACGGGCGAAGAGGACGCAGGAGCGACUCAUCGCCAGCGUAAACCCGGACUACAUCGAGACGAAGUACGUGAUCGAUAGCUGGGAAGUGGCCCGGGAGGACGUGGAGAUCCUCGAGGAGCUGGGCCUGGGUAACUUUGGAAUGGUGUAUCGGGGUCGGCUCAACGGCACGGAGGACGUCGCCAUAAAGACCAUCUCCGAGGCGGCGAACGAGCGGGAGAAGAACGAGUUCCUGAACGAGGCGUCCGUCAUGAAGAACUUCUCGACAUUCCAUAUAAUCAAGCUUCUGGGGGUGGUGUCGAUCGGGAACCCCCCCUUCGUCAUAAUGGAGCUCAUGGAGAACGGCGACCUGAAGACCUACCUGCGGAGGAUACGCGACACCCACCGGGUGCCGGACGCGGCUCGCGUCCUCAGAAUGGCCGCGGAGAUCGCCGAUGGCAUGGCCUACCUCGAGUCGAAGAAAUACGUCCACCGGGACUUGGCCGCCCGCAAUUGCAUGAUCUCUAAGGACCUCGUCUGCAAGAUCGGCGACUUCGGCAUGGCGAGGGACAUCUACGAGACCGACUACUACAAGAUCGGCAAGAAGGGCCUGCUGCCGAUCAGGUGGAUGGCCCCGGAGAAUCUGUCCGAUGGGGUCUUCACCUCGGACUCGGAUGUGUGGUCCUAUGGGGUGGUUCUGUACGAGAUCGUCACCCUGGCCGAGAUACCCUACCAGGGCCUGGCCAACGAGGAGGUCCUUAACUACGUCCUGCGCAAGGGCACCCUCAACAUACCCAGAAACUGUCCGGAGAACCUGCACAAGAUCAUGGAGAAGUGCUUCAAGUGGAGGCCCUGCGACCGACCGACAUUCAUGCAGAUCGUCGCGGAGCUGGAGCCCUUCCUUGGGCAGGACUUCUGCGAGAGCUCGUUCUACCACUCGGAGGAAGGUGUCGAGGUCAGGAAUCUGGGCAUCAAGAAGGUCUACCACCAUGCCGCGCUCAUCAGGUUCCACUGGGGCAACGAGACCGCCAGGUGGGUGCGCGAGUUCGAGGACAACGUGACCCUCCUGGACCAGACCAAAGCCGGGACCAGCCGUGGGCGCAUCUUCAAGAACGGCUUCCAGUAUCUGGGCAACGUGUCCAACGCCGAGGACAUACCCCUGGACAGAUGAGGGCCGGUUGAGGCCGACUUCGGGCCCCGCACCAGGAACGCUCCGGCCUCCAUUAUCUCGAGGCGAGCCUUCGGGGCUCUCAAGGUACAAAGAUAUACUCAGGUCAGUCUGGAUUGAGGCCGAGAGUCGACUCGAGCUCGACAUCCUCCCAACCUGGGUCGUCCGCGGGAGCUUUUCGACAUCCAGAGGAGAUCCACGACGUCGACGCCUCGGACGUCGCGGUCCGAUCGGACCCGAGAAUCACUUUCAUUUUCGUCUAUGCCGGAAAAUCGAUUAUUACGCUUUCACCAGUCUGUAUUCAUAGUUCUUUCCUGACGACGAGGACCCGGCUCCGCUCCAGGUCUUCGCAUUGACGGCGACUUCGCCCUUCGGGCCCGUUGCCACCAGGCUAGCGUUUCUAUUUCGCUUCGGUCCUUGGACCAAGCGACGGACGCCCAUUUUUCCUUCGAGUGGACGGCGGAGACGUCCAACCGAAUGACCAAGACGGCGAACUGCCUUCUCGUCUAUGUCGGACGCUCGUGAGUCACUCCUCGAUCGCGGUGGCUGUCGGCUCUUGACACAUGUUCUUCUUCACCGGGCGAGAAGACGGAGACCUGAGAAAGCAGGAAACCGACGAAGCAUCGCAAUUUUCUCGUGACAUGCCGUCCUUUGCCACGAGGAGAGUUCUAUUCCUUUCUCGCAUGGGUUGGAUGAGUUAAAUCUUACCGGCGUCGCUUGUGAGUCUCUUUAUAUUUUGCUCAAGGAAGAUCGUGGAUCAUUUGGAGGGGCGUUUCGCCGGUUUCCUGGUAGUCUAAGGUCUUCAUCCGUUCCUUCGACCCCGCUUAAGCUCUCCUCUCCGUGGGGGUCCGUCACCUCGACGUUCCACCCCCUAGCUUGCGCACUUUGCGGAACGUUCGGAGCCCCACGGACGGAGACCAGGGGAUUCCGGGCGAGUAGCCGUUAAGUUAGCCCGUAAUUAGACGCGUAAGGGCUCUAUUUAAUUUAGCGUGUAACUAGCCUUUAACUCUAUUUAACGUUUCCUUCGGUUAUUUCCAUCUGCCUAGGUAUUUCUCGAGGAGGCGUUAGACCCUUGACCAGCGCCGACGAGUCUUGGGAGAGAUGGGAUGGACAGCUAGGACGUCGUACGGAGCGUUUGGACGCGCUAACCCGAUAGACGGUCGAUCGCAAUAUCAAGGGUUAAUUCCUGAUAAGCGAUUAAGCCAAGAAAUCGAGCCAUUGCCCCUUUCCUCAUGAGCGACCGAAGGGUCUUUGGUAAAUUUCGGAAUUUUUGGAAAGGAGACACUCCUCUGUACCAUCUGCACGAGGGGCAUGCAUCUCUCGGGGAGUCUCGAGGAUGGUUCCGCAUCAGAUUCGGAGUACUUUCCGAUGGGGUCAAGGAUGGUAUCUCUUAUCAGACCAGAUAGCCGAUCGACGUCUAGCGUCCAAACGCUCCGACCAACCGCGUGGUUCUCAUUCGUCCUGACUUUGCAAGUCUAAUUGCACCUCUGGCCAAGGGGGCCCCAAACUCCGUUAACUUUAAUCGCAACCAAAAGACACGGGCCUCGGCUCGAUGCCCGCGUCCAAUCCGCCCACCUUGAAAAGGAUAUCGAGGGAGAGACAAAAGGAUAUAACACAAAGAAACUCGCUAGAGACGCACUACACAACAGCGAGAAACGACUGACGGUUUUAAGUUCGCUCGCAUCAGAGUUCCUUGUCGCGUGGAUUUCCGCUUGCUUGUUUUUUUUUUUUCUUUUUCUUUUUUCUUCCACGGCACGCGCGAAUACGACCUCAUGAAAGUAAUUAGCCACAAUUCACCUCCCCACGUUGGUGGUAAAUUGCAGUCCUGCUCAAAGACGGUGGUCGCGAUCGAGAGGAUUCCUCGUUGAUUCCUCGGUGCAUCCUGGAUGCAUCCUCGAUGCAUAAGAACAAAGGGAAAAAGAAUUGUUGAACACGCGCUUGAUUUUUUUUUAUUUAUUUAUAUUUUUUUUUUCUUUCUUUGAGGAUAUUUUCUAUCAUACCAUCGUGUCACGUUACAUGCCAAAGAUGAUAAGAGUACUCAGGGUAGAAAGCAUCUCCAAUGAAACUGCGGUAUAAACGCGGAUCAACGUAGAUACGAGUGGAGCUCGCGAAGAGCAUCCGACAGGUGUUUGUAUUGAAUCUCUUCGUUUUUGUUUAUUGUCACCCGUGAUUUUUCCUCGGGAUAUCACUUGGCGAGGGCGCAACAGGUGUUUUGGAUGUGUCUGUGCGAGGAUGCAUCGUCGGGGACGCUUUGGAACACUUUGGACGCGAUCUGGCACCGCCUUUGGGGAUGAUCCUGCGAGUUGACUUCUGCAAUGCAACAUGCAAUAUGUAAUAUGUAUAUACGCGUUAAUGUUAUGUCGGGGAAUGUACAGUAGCGUGUACCGGGUCGCUUCUCGACAGGCGGAAAGACAUUUGUGUGCGCGCUCUGCGGCGUCUUCUCACGCCGGACGGAAAGGAAAGGUAGAGGGGAAAAAAAACAAAAGAGAAAAUGAUAAGAAAAGUGCGCCCGUGUGUACAUACAUAAUUACGCGGUUCACUUAUCCUCGGUCCGGCGAGGGAGAAGCUCUCCUCGUCGCGAAGGAGAAGGCGGAGAUAAUAGAUAAUAGCUUUCGUGCGAGGAUAUCGUUCGGCCGAAUCGAGGGCUCCUAGGGCUCGACUAAUGAUAAGAAAGGACCCUUUUUGGCGGAAUUAUGGCGAAAGAUACGGAAUGUCCAUUCGUGUAGAUAUCUCUUUCCCUCGAGGUAGAGAACUCCGAGGGGUUUUUAUUCAACUAGAAAUCGUGGAUUUUGAUACCCGUAAUGAAAAAUCAGCUGGAAAUUAUUGGAAAUCAUCGAAACCGAUUGUGACGAUUUUUUUAACGCCGAUCGACACUCUCGGUUACUUGACUUUGUUGUUUAUUGUACGAAAUCGAAGGAAAUCUUUUUCGCUGAUUUCCGACCGCGAGGAGCUUCUCGGAGCACUCUUAUCUACUGGUCGCUUCGAAUCUUUGUAUAAAUUUGCGGGGUGAUUAUUUCAUAUCUCAGGGUUUCAGGAUUUAGAGCAGUUAGGUCUUCCUUUCGCCGAAGCGCUCGGCUGAGGAUAUAGAAAUCCAUUCAUGGGUUCUGAUUAGAUACAUGGUGGAUCGGAAGGGGGUCUGAUUUUCUCGCUUCCGUUUCUCCGGGUCCCUCGAUGAUGCUUUCCGAGCACCUAAGCUCGGUGGAGAAGUUUCCUUCGAUACAUUACCACUUUUUCCGGUUCUUCUCUUCUGAUCAUCGAACGACGUUUACGGGUAAGGACCGUCUCGGUGGUCGAGGUCGGUUCACAAUCGUUUCCGUCUGUUCGCCGUUACUUAUCGAAUGUAUACCUCGUAUCUGGUGAUCUGUCCGAGCAUAAGUCGACACGAAGUUACCGUGUUCGGGAAUUAGCCUAAUUCUAUACAUCAUAUUCGCGUCGUAGAAGAAACGCUUGUCGGUACAAUUCCUAGGAUAGGCGAGCCCUGGUUAGUCGUUUGAGCUGAAAUCGCCCUUACCGAAUUCAUCCUAGAUUCAUAUCCUACCCUGUUAACCCUAAAUAACAAUUGACCCUAACAAUCGGACCGCAUGAAAUUUCAUUUCGUUAUUUAAGAUCAAUACGUUAGGAUUGAAUUUGAUUAUGCUCGAGGAAUUAGGCGAGUCCUGCCGACUGCUGUUCGAUUUAUGUGCGCAAAAUGGCCCGAAAUCGAAUGACGCUCUAACGAUUAGCCAGGGCCAUUAGAGCUCCAUUUUUGCAUCUUGGGCUCGGCUCGUACAUCACAAAGUCCUUCGAAGUGCUCAAAUGACUUUUCAGGGCAUAUCAGGGCUCCGCUUUUCUUGUUUUUUAUUUUUAUUUUUAUUCCUUUAUUUUAUUUUAUUUUUUCGGGGGGUUUGACUUCGACGUCGCGAACACCUAGUCAUCGCUUUGAACGACGGUCUGCUCUCGUCAAGGAAGGAUAGGGAAAUGAACUCUUUGCAGAUCACACGUGUACAUAUGCACCUCGCUCCUGUAUAGACGAAAUGUACAGAGUAAUUAACCCGUGGCGCAUGACACGGUGCACCGUAUGUAAAAUAUUUUAGAUUUUAAUCGGACGUGGGGGGACGAUGGACCGUAUAGUGCCUUAAAAAACGCGGAACGCCGUGUCGCGUUUUCUCGUUCGGCAUGAAAGUCGCGAUUACGGGUAUAAAUAGGUAAUCGCGCCGACAACAGGGUACCGGUUUCAUUUUCGGUCACGUAGAACGUUUCCUUCAAUUUAUAGUAGUACGUUCCCUUGGAUCGAGCCUGACCGUGGAGAGGUGCGCAAUUGAACUUUCCGUACGCUCGUGCGCGACGCAACCGAGAAUGAAUGGAAAUAAAUAGGAAAUGCAUUAUGCGAUGCCAUUUAACUGUUUGAGUCCCAAGUAGCGCGAUCGCGAUUAUCAGAUUUCAUGUUGAAGAAACAAAGUACUUUAUGAACGGGAUGGAUUUUAUGUCGGAAUUCUAGUAGUAUUUUGAUUUCAUGUCGAAGAAAUAAGGUACAUUAUGAACGGUGUGGAUUUCAUGUCGAAAAAAUAAUCCAAUACGGUAAGGACGACUGACGGUGUUCUUAGAGCUAUUGAAAUAGCGAGUGCUGUAGGGUUGUUCGGCAUUUUUUCGACACUGGUUUUUCAAUUACCCCUAGAACUCAAACGGUUGAACAUGUGACUACAGAGACCACGACUUCAUUUUCCCCAUUUUUUUUUCUUUUUCUUUUUUCUUUAUCCUCUAACUAAGAAAAGUGCUUCAUGUCGCGGGGGGGUUUGGCGGUAAGACGAUGAAAAGCAACAAUAAGGACAUUUUAAUAGAGGGAGAGUCAAUGGUACCGACGUUUCGCCAAAUCCACUGAGUGAGAAAAUGCCCGCGAACGGUGCAGCUCCUUAUUUUAUUUUAUUUUAUUAUUUUUCCUUGAAACGUAAAUUCUUUGAAAGGGUCUCUUUGUUCGUCCACAGUCGGGUUUACUUGGAAAGGGAUUCUUGCGUGUAAUUUGUUAAUUAUUAGCGGUGCAUUUCGGCGCGUGCGUGUGUGCGUGCGACGAAGUACACGUGAGUAGGAGCGAACGGUCGGAAAAUAAGGGAGAGAGAAAGAAAGGAAUGCUUAGAAUAACUCAUCCUCCAUGAAAGUACAGUUACUCGCGUCGAGUGUCAAAGAUUAUUUAUUCUCUCCUGUCUUCUUUAUGAUUAUUUUUUUUUUGUUCUUCCGGAAACGGACGUUUUUUUUUUUCUAAAGAUACGGGUGUAGUAUAUAUAUAUAUAUAUAUAUAUAUAUAUAUGUAUCUAUAUGUAUGCAUAGCGUAACUUUUCGCCACGUCGAGCUCUUUUCAGCAAGCUGACUUUUAGAUCGGUCGACCGGGACCGAUUACCACCGGGGGUGUAAAUACUCGGCGAUUAAUAUAAGAAACCUGUAUACGAAUGGAAUUAGGUCUAACGAUUCCCGAACGAGACGUUUCUUGGAAAAUUGACUAACGAAGAAGAGGGAGGGUGGGCAGGGUCCCGGGUUCAUCCGAGUCCCUAACGAGACGAGUGUCCGUCAAUCGACACGCGAUGUACAAAUCAGAUAUAUAUGUAUAUAUAUCUUAUAAACCUAUUUCCACGAGACAUACAUGAAGAGCGAGACGCCACUCGGCGUUGCCCUUUCCGAGGGCGACAUAUAACUGUCCGAUCUCUCUUCUAUCUUAAUAUUAUUUCCAUUACCCUCGUAUAGUCAACCUCGAUAUACAUCAGAAAUACCGGUGAUAGAUGAAAUAGCUCUAAGUCCAAGUGAUCCUUUUAUCACAGAUUUGCCUAGAUUUAAUUUGAACCUUUACAAGGUGUCCGAGUCCUCUGGAAGGUCCUCUUUUGAGGCGGUCUUGGAAACCCUUUGACGGUAGCGGGCAUUUUCCACGAGACGUCCGUUCCACCUAACCGCUGAUAAGGUCGUUAGGCGUAUGUACAAGUCCAUUGUCCUGUAUCUUUCUGCGCAUGGUAUUAUAGCCGCGAUUCCCCGCUGGCAGAAAACGUAGGCAGGAGCUAAGUAGCGACCGAACGACCGUGCUCGAUAAAUCUCUUAACAGCCACAACAUAUCACGGAACCGAUGUACGAGCUAAUCGGUCCCGUAGCUUGUCCCGAGUACCUUUUUCGACCUCCUGAUAAGGCGAGCUGGGACGACCGCGCACACCUAGGGAGCACUGCAUGUACCAAGGGAUUAUUGCGAGUACCCUCGAGUACCGGGCCCCGAAUUUGUCGACAAGGCCCCGAUAUGUAUCGACGUGGCGACUCGAAACUCGCGAGCCAUUCCGCGGGACACGAAGAUAACCGACAAUAAUACCCGCCACCCUGGCGCAAGGUUCCCCGUAGCACGGCACCGAGGCUUUCGUACCUUCUCGGAAGGAGAUACACCUGUGCUCCUCCCCUAAAGAAUAUCGUCCAGCCCUAGUUUUCGCCAUCGCUCGCGUCGAGGAGCGUCGCAAGCCCAGAGGAACACCCAGAAUGUGUUCAAAUAAACAGUACGGAUCUGUUCGCAAUAGGAAGAUUCUCGCCACCCCCCCACGUGGCGCCGGGUUCCCUUUUCGUCGUGCCUAAUCGAAACGCCGGUCCUUAUCGUUGUAUCGCCCCCGAUGUUAGAUAGGAAGACGGAGGAACCUCUCCCAGGGACGACCGUGCGGAUGGAAUCGAGACAUUUAGUGGUUAACAAUUUAUUGGUAGCGCCGUAGUUCACUUUGGAUAAGGUAAGGCUGAUCCCGUCCGCAGGGUCGGCGCACCUGGAGGCCCUGCUUUUCCCGCGCCACGAUUAGGACGGCGUUUUCGGUCCUUCGGAUAUUAUAAAUAAUAGGGUCCACGAGCAUAGUCGCUGGUUAGGAGCUCCAUUGUAAGGUCAGGACGCAGGGUUUGCUUAGACAUGCCGAGGGUGGAGACCCUUUCGGGGGGUGUCUCUGGACCACUGGGGGACGCGUGAUGAGCUGUCCGGUGUUUAGCUAGGAAUGUCCAGGUGUCGGAAGCCGUUUAGACCGACAACAGUCGGGGACGAGGAAGUAGGGAAAUUCACCCCUAAUCCGGGGAAUUAUCCCCCUCGAGGCCGGUCUACGUGAUCCAUGGAGCGUAGGUUCUUUCCGAGGCCUGGGUGGGUCCUUUUGGGGGGACUUUUUAGGAAUUCCUGGUUUGUGGCCAGAUCCAAUAUCCCGUCCGUGGUCCGGACGAUCUGCUUAAACUCACUCUUGGACCCGUGAUCUUAACCCGUUCAUAGCUAGCCCAAAUGACGCGCCCUCGUCCAGGGUGGGGGCUCGGCUCGCGAAAUACCCCGCAAUAGGCCUGUAAUAUAUAGAAAAUAAGUAGUCAGAGGUUGUACACACGUAUGGGGAUAUCUCUCGACGCGACUGCAGGACUCGGAUUACCCAGAGGACGCCUUAAAGAGACACGUUUAGCUGCAGUCUACGCGGUGGUGACCACCGCUUCCGGGAUUUCAGACACACGGUAGCUUCCGGCUGCGUUCUAUCUCGCUUAUUAUCGAGGGCAGACGAAGACCGGCGAUGCGUCCUCGGCGACGAGGACCGUCGACGAGCGUGUUCCUCGACGCUGGCGAGGUCGGCGAAGGCGCGCGGGACCCUGGGGGAGGGCGUUAUAUUCCUAAUCAAAAAUCCUGCCAUACCGUGUCUUCCAAGACAGAGACUAUGAAACAUUACUGUAAAUUAGUGUAUACUAUUUAUGUACCUUCUCUCGGUAAGUUAAAUUAUUCGGCGUCCCUCGUUGACUAACCGCGACCGAGGGGCGGGGGUGGCGGGAGGGAAAGGAUCGAUCCAGAGUCCUGAGGGACCUUAGGGAGUGCCCUUUGCUCUCGCCCUUCCCCUCGCUCGCCGUGAGGAAAAGUGCGCGUAAGACUUCGUAAUGUAAAUUUAAUCUUACUUCUAGAGAUAUAAGGAUAUAAGUCCGGAAGGACGCGGCCGACCACUGGGGUUGGCGGGGACGAAGGUCGGCUUGGUCCUCCGAGGAUCCUGGCGAGUCCUCGUCGAGAGGAGGGAAAUAUCCUCGUCGGGACUUAGUCGAAGGAAAGGAAAGUCUUCUCUUUUGGAAUUCCUGUCUCGUUUUUCUUUUUUUUUCUUCCUUUUUUUAGAUCAGAGCAGUCGUCCUCUCGGCUAGAAUUUCUCGAAAAAAAGUGGGUAUAAAAAUUGUGUAGGAUUCUUACUCACACGUGGUACUCCUGCGUUGAUGGUUUGCAUUGUUAGGGACUUCAAUGUACGGUAACAAAGAACUCUGGCCUCCUCUUGCGCUUAGGGCGGGGGAUGGACGACCGAAUUUUGUAUUACCUAGAAAGUCGUCGUAUCCACGAAGUAGUAUAAGGAAAUCCAACGCCGUGUAUUGAAGUCAUAUUUCCAUUUUAGGGGUCCAAGAUGUUCAGACUGUUUCCGGUGAAGUUCUUCAAUUAUACGUUAUCCUCUUAUGGUGGGCCCGCUAGUCUUUAUCGCGUUGAAAACAUCACAUUCUGUAUAUCAUACGUGGAUUAUCGUUUCACUUUGCGUACCUUAAUCGCGAUAUGACUAGCUUUUUAGACCAUUUACGUCGGUGGAAAAUGUUUCGCUCACGUAGGAUUGGAGUUCCCUCGUUUUCCGCGAGUGGCGCUAACGUCGUUAGAUCUGCGAAAAUCUGAGAUAUCCUAGGAUGAUAUCACUUUCUGUGGAAUCGGCGUUAUGUCUCCUUGUACUACUUUACGGUCACGUGGAUACGAAGUAAUCCUUACUACCUGUACAUAAGAAACAAUAAUUAGUUUUGUAACAACCGUACUGGAUAGUUGAGUCGAAGUUUGAUACCUGCGCGUGCGCAGAAGGGCUUGGGAACGCAUUUACGGCCCCGUUGUCUCGGCCUAUGGCGAAUCCAUUGUUUCCUCGAACUACCGACUACGUGGGAGUAUUACGUAUGCUUAUUCGUUCCUCGAUCGACGUGGUCGGUUGGCCCGAAAAGUCGGGAACCGUGACUUCGCCUUGGCGGGGACAUUUCCUCUAGGACGAAGAAGAACGAGGACGAGGGUCCUCGGGGUUAGAAGGAAACCCGGUCGCUCGCCAACCCCCUGGACACCGCGGGCCCUCGACACCUGUACACAUUACAUUAAUUUAGUAUUGCCGCUGAGUAUUACAACUAGUCACAUAAGCCAAAAGUUUGUUACUCUCGCAGAAAUUUUUGUUUUUCUUUUUCAGUUUUGUAAUAAAGUUCGACGUCGAAACCCUAA